This is a messenger RNA of Knipowitschia caucasica, 300 nucleotides long. Lineage: Eukaryota; Metazoa; Chordata; Actinopteri; Gobiiformes; Gobiidae. The record is from the annotation of a GenBank genome assembly.
AUGGCAACAGUGGACAGCCUCAUCCCGCCUCCUCCUCUGCACAUCUCUGAAUCAAAAAGUUGGGGAGGGCGAGUGACGCUGGUGCACAGCGUGAAGAGAGUCACAUGCAAACCCCAAAAACAGAAAACAUCUUGUGACAGUGAAACCCGAGAGCAAAGAUCAGCUCAAAACAGUCCCUGUGUUUUGCUCCUGCUCAGCUCUGCACAUGCUGCCUUUGUUUACACGCUGCUCCUUCCUGAAAGAGGAGGGACCUCCAGCCGGCAUGCCCGAGUUGCUUUGGAAACAGUGCCUGUACAGUAA